Molecule: messenger RNA, 11009 nt
Organism: Labeo rohita (rohu)
Lineage: Eukaryota; Metazoa; Chordata; Actinopteri; Cypriniformes; Cyprinidae
Product: trichohyalin-like
Source: RefSeq, a predicted model, not a curated record
GGGAGGGAGCUCGCGCAUACAUACACAACUACUAUGUAACAGCCACGUAAUAUUCAUUCACGAGGGUUUAUUAUAAUCGACGGAGUUUUUAAAAAUCAGGAUGGCAUUUCCUGUAGAUAUUCUGAAAAAUGUGAAUGAUGAGGCCUUAGAGCUGGCAGCUGAGGAAUACAUGUCUCAGCUCCCCUACAGAAAUACAGAGUACCUCAGCCUAUCUGAUUCCAAACAGAUAGAAAUUGGACUCUGCAAUGUGAGUUUUGUCCCUCUAUAUGGAACAGAUCUACAAAAAAAGCUCCUUGCGUUGUUCUCACCUGAUGGCUCUAACACAGUUGUAGGGCUUUAUUUGCUGGAUCGGUGGUGGGGAGUUGAAGAUGUUCUUAAAACAGCAGAGCCCUCAAGAACAGGCCUGGUCACGGUCAGCACUCUUGGGGAAAGGAUAGUCCUAUAUGUUCUCAACAGAAUUGUGUUGAGAAAUGAGAAGAGCAGUGGAGAAGUUUUCUUUCUCUGUCACUGUGAGGAUGAAGCUGCAAAAAUACUAUGGAAGGAUGGAGAGGCCAUUGGCUUUUACUCAUUCAAACCUAAAGGUAGCUUAUGCAGAAACUUUGUGACCCACUGCUAUCAUCUUCCUGUAAUGGACACAGUAUUUGUCAGGAAGUGUCACCGGGGCCACGGUCAUGGCGUAAAGAUACUGGAAGACUUUGUUGGUAGCUUCUGUAAUGAGUUCAUAGGGUUAAAAUUUCCUCUUUCAGAAGCUAUGUAUAAAGUUUGUGAAAAGUACUUCAGUAUAUAUCCAGCAGACAAGGAGCUUCUGUGGGAAGUACAGAACAUAGGAAGCCCUUACCAGAGAACUCUAAUAGCUAACAGGCUACAGAAGUUGAAGCUAAAGGAGAAGGACCAGGUUGUAAGCAAACUGACUUUUGAGGAAGAUGAUGCCACUGCUCCAAUGGAAAUUGAGAUCACAAAGGUUCAGGAAACCACUGAAUAUACAGAGAUUGUGGAGGAGACCAUCAUAGAUAUCACCAAAGAAGUAGAUGACAUACCUGUCACCAAGCGUGGCAAAGGUAGCAACCUGACACGCAGAGGUAUCCGAGAAAAUUCAGAAGAAAGGCUAACAGAGAACAUAAUGAGGGUGGAAGACAUUGAGGCAGGAGUUGAAAAUUCAACUGAGGUGGCAGCCGUGGAAAAUCUCAACACUUUUUUGGUAAAAGAAUCUGAAACGAUACUCAGGAGCUCAGUAGACACAACUGUGACAAACUUUGCAGAGCUUAGAGGAUCACAGAAAGAGGAUGAACAGGAAAUUGAAAAAGACAUUGUCACAGCUACAUCAGAGGGGACUCCAAUCACUCACCUCACCACAGCUGGGGAAAUAAAGAGCCAAAGAGUCAGUAAAGAGGAAUGUGAAAUGGUUAUUAAGGAAUACACAGUAGAAAUGCAAGGAGCCACUAUAGGGUCUGUUGACCAGAGCCAACUUCAGUCUGUGGUGGAUGUAGAAAUUGUUAAGAUGAGUACAGGAACUGAAGAGAGAAAAAACAAAGAGGUUGAGGAAGAUGAACCUGUGUGUGAGGCAGAGGAGGAGCAAAUAAAAGAAAUGCUCGAUGAAGCUAAAAAGGAAAAAGCUGCAGAGACUGAGGUGGCAGAACACUCAGAGACUCAUGCUAAAUCAACAGAAAAAGAACAAGCAUACUGGGAAGUGGAAAUAACAGAGAACAAAGAAAGAGCAGAAGAUGAAGUUAUGGCAGAAAGUGGAAAGGACCUAAUUGAGAAAAACAGAGAGGACAGCAUAGGCCAAGAGAAAAAUGAAGGAAACGUUGAAGACGCAGUUCUGCAACAGUCUGAAGUCAAAGACCAGAUAGAGAUGGAGGCCGAUUCUGUGACAGAGGUUCUUAGUACUGAAGAGGUCUUAUGUGACCAGCAAAAACAAAAUGUGGCUGAAACAGAAAUCUCUGAACCAAACCAAUCAAUGACAAGCAAGGAUACACUAAUUGAAAAAACAAGUACAAAUAAAUCAGGCCCUGAUGAGGGAGAACCGGUCUUCACCAAGAGCAAAUUACCUCAGAAGAGAACAUCAGCUUUAACUCCUUCAAGGAGGUCCAAAAGACUCAGGUAUCAGCCUGCUGAAAAAGAUCUUAAAACUACAAAGUCUGUGAAAACAGUCCAACAAAGAUCCAAACAUCACAGCAAAGCAGUGAUACAAGACGAAGAUAUUGAACAAUCAACACGUGAACCUGAACAUGAUGUUUCUGAGGUCAUGGAAAAGAUACAAGAAGCUCAAGUUGAAAAUAAAGCAGAAACAGAGUCUGAGGUUGAGGAAUACAAAGAAAAAGACAUACUUACAGUGGAAACUGUAUCUACUAUGGAUGUUGAAAUCACACAGGUUGAGAAAACUGUAGAUGUAGUUCCUGAAGUUUUUGAAUUGGAUGAUCAAGAAGAAGCACCACAACAGUCAUCUGAAGAGGCUCCUGAGGUACAGGAAAUGAAAACAACAUCUGAAGAGGACGAGGAGACAGUGGAGAAUAGCACUAUAAUGUUGACAUUGAGCGAAGCCAAAGUUGUGCUUGUAGAUCUGCACAAACUUUCUCCUAAUGAGGCAGGUGAUAAUCAUGGAGAGAUCUGUACUCCUGAACAAGAGGGAACGAAGCACACCAUGUCAUCUGAGCAACACGCAGCUGAAGAAACUAUGAGAAUAGAGGAACAAGAUGGUACAUUAGACACCAAACCUAUGGAAAAAACAGCAUGUACUACUACAAUAGAAGGAUAUGAUGAAGCAGCUGAUGCCAAGAGAAGUCUAGAGCGAUCAACUGCAUACAAAGAGCAAGAGGGUGAACAAGACCCAGAAAGCACGGAGGUUGUUCUUCUAAGAAUGGUUGGGAAACCAGAGGAGAAAACAGAUACUGAACAAGCUCACAAAGAUGAGCAAAUUUCAGAAAAGUUGUUUCCCAAGCAAGGCAAACAAACUCAGAAGAAAGGCUCUAUCGACACCGCAAGUAGGUCCACAAGACUUGGUGAUCAACCUGUUGACUCCGACAUGACAGUUAGAAGUCUAAGAAGCACUUUGAAACCAAUCAAGAUCAGCCCUGUUAGGAGAUCCACACGUAGCAAAGCAGUUAUUCAACAGUGUGAGCCACAAGUUGAUUCAAAACUCAGGACUGACAAAAACCCAGAGAGGGGUGAAGUUAUUGCAGAGGGUGUAGGUCCAGAGGAGAAUGAAAUUGCAAACACAAAUGUUGAUGAAACUACAAGUGUCAAAUGUGGAAGUUCUGAACUGUUGAAAGCUGCAGAAGUACAUGAUAAAGAGAAAGAACCUCAGAUUACAAAGGCUUCUGAGGAGCCACAAGUUGAUUCAAAACUCAGGACUGAUGAAAACCCUGAGAGGGGUGAAGUUAUUGCAGAGGGUGUAGGUCCAGAGGAGAAUGAAAUUGCAAACACAAAUGUUGAUGAAACUGCAAGUGUUCAAUGUGGAAAUUCUGAACUGUUGAAAGCUGCAGAAGUAGAUGAUAAAGAGAAAGAACCUCAGAUUACAAAGGCUUCUGAGGAGAUCCCAAGCAAAGAAGCAGAAGCUGAGGAGGAUGUAACAGAAAACAGAGUUGAAGACAUCAAAACAAUUGAGAACAAGGAAGCAAAUUUAGCUGGACUAAUUGACAGUGAUAUAGAGAUGAGGAGUCUUUCUCAGGAGGUACAUGUCCAGGACAAGGAGGUGCCAGUCAGCACAGAAAUACAUCUCAGACGUAGAACAAUAAGAGUUCCGUCUCCACUGAGAAGGAAAUCUAGACGUGUACAAAAACAAAAAGCUGAAGCAGAUGAACAACUGGAAAGACACGCAGUGGUAAGCAAGAACAAAGCUGAAACAAUCGUAUUAACGACAGAAGAGAGAGUUGAAGAAAUGGAUAAAGAUGUCAAUAAGAUGGAGAACAAAGAAGCACAUAUAGCUGAGUUGGAGCCGGUGGAAGAACCAAACAUGGGUAGUAAUGAAUAUGAAAAAACUUCAACAACAGAAGAGACUGUGGAUGUCUGUAUACCAAGUAUAACUGGGACCAGUUUGGGAAGUCUUGACGAAAUGGCAAACACAAAUAUUGAGGAAACUACAGUUCCAGAAAGUUCUGAACUAUCUAUGGGUGUAGAGAUAAAUGAUAUUCAGGUUGUCGGUGGUCCUGAAGAGAAGGUCUCACUUGUAGAACCUGGCAAUGAGGGAGAGAAAGAUGGUGGUACUCUAGCAACACAAUUACAAAAAGCCACUGUUGUACUUGUGGAUUUGAACAAACUUUCCCAAAAUACAGAAGGAGAGGGUGAGACUUCAGAAGACCUGACUCAUUCCCAAAUGGAGGAAAAACUUGAACUGAAUGAACCAGAUAAAACCGAACAAGAACUGUCUCAUCUGGCAUCAGAAGAGGAGGAACAACAAGAAGAACUACAAACACAUGAAGACACUGAAAAGAGUCCUGAGGAAGAGAAAAUGCAGGAAGAAAACUCAGAUGAAGAGCAGAACAAACUUGAUAAACAAGACAUGACAUUUGAAGAGCAAAAGACAACUGAAGAUUUGGCCACAAUGCCAGCUGAGGGAGGCCUGGUGGAAAGCAGUACAAUAGAAAACAGUCAGAAUGAGGAUAAAGGGGUGAGCAGUCUUGCUUUGGAGAAUGCUGUUCAAGAAAACUUUGAAGGGUCAGUCAGCACACAGCGAAGUCUUAGACGAAGAACAAUAAUAGUUCAGUCACCACCAAAAAGAAAAUCUAGACGUACACAAAAACAAGAUGCUGAAGUUUUUGAAGAUAAAACUGAAACAGUCCUAAUAACAGAAAAGGAAGCUGAUAAGUUGGGCCAAUGUGUAGAAAUAGAUGAUGAAGAGAAAGCACAUCAAACAUCAACUGUAGAUGGUACUGAGAAGGUGAGCAAACCUGUAGAAGCAGAACCUGAAGACGAUGUAGCAGAUACAGGGCUUGAAGAUGGAGUCAACAAGAUGGAGAACAAGGAAACAAAUUUAGCUGAGACAAAAGACAAAGGUGAGGAGGCAUCUGAGGUGGCAGAACAGACCAGUUUAGAGCAACAGCAAAAUGAGCCAUUGGUUAAAACCAAUGAAGAAACAGCAGAGACAGACAGAUCAAUGGAGACUGACCCAGUGGUUGGCAAAGAGCAAACAUACAUUCAAACAGAGGAGAAAGUCUCACAGGUCUCACUUGUAGAAAUAGAACCUGACGAGGAGGUAGACAAAGAUGAUGGUACUCCAGUAAUACAACUGCAGAAAUCCACAGUAGUACUUGUAGAUUUAAACAAACUUUCCCAAAAUACAGAAGGAGAGACUGACACUUUAGAAGUCUUAACACAUUCCCAGACAGAGGAAAAACUGGAACUGGAUAAACCAAUUAAUAGUGAACAUCAACUAUGUAACCUGGCACCAGAAGAGAAAGAACAGCAAGAACAACUACAAAAAGAGGAAGAUACCGAAAAGACCCCUGAGGAAGACACAAUGGAAAAAGAAAACACAGUUGAAGAACAGAAAAAAGCCAAUGUAGAAGAUGUUACAUUUGAGGGGCAAAAACCAACAGAAGAUUUGGAAGGACAAAAUGAUCUAAAAGCGAAAGAGAUUGUAGAAGUUUGUAGGGCAGUCAUAGAUGAGGAUCUGGAAGAAGUGGUAAUAUCUGGAGAGGAUCCUAAAACAACAACAACAAUAGGUGACAAAGCAAAUAUAAUUCAGGAGGCAGAAAAAGAAAAACAAGCAGACAGUGACAUAGAAAUGAGCAGUGUUGCUCAGGAGGCACCAGAAGCUGUCCAGGAAAUCUUAGAAGAGGAGGCAUCAGUCAGCAUGGAGAGGAGUCUGAGACGUAGAACAAUAAAAAUUCAGUCUCCACCAAGAAGAAAAUCGAGACGUGUACAUAAAUCAGAGGCUGAAGGUUUUGAAGCUAAAACUAGAAACAUCCCAAUAACAGGAAAAGGAGUUGAAGAAAUGCAUAAAGAAGGUGUAAACGUAGAUAAUAAAGAGGAAACACUUCAAAAAUCUACUGCAGAAGCUACUGAAGUCAUCCAGCUUGCAGAAGAGGAACCUGAAGAGGAUGAAAAAGGAUUUGAAGAUAUCAUGAUGGUGAACAAGAAAACAAAUUUAGCUGUGACAAAAGACACAGAGGAGGCACCUGAGAUGGGAGAAGAAACCAAUUUAGAGCAACAGGAAAAUGAGCAAUUGGUUGAAAAUAAAGAAACAGUGGAGACACUGGAGAAUGACCCAGUGGUUAGCAAGGAGCAAACCACCAUCCAAACAGAGAAGUUCUCAGAGGUGGAAAGCACUGAAACCAAUCAAAGUGACAAUGAAAGGAUCACAAGGAGAAGUCUUAGGCUCAGUGCGAAAUCAGUCACACCUUCACAGAAGACCAGACAAUCUACACGUCUCCACAAAGAGUUGGAACCAGUGAAAGAGACAAACAUGAGUAGAAAUGAAUAUGAGGAAACUUCCGUAACAAGAGAAGAAACUGUGAAUUUGUGUAUGCCAAAAAUUACAGUAGAGAGCAACUUGGAAAGUCUUGAUGAAACUGCAAACACAAAUGUUGAAGAAACUACAGCCAUUGAACCUGAGACUUCUGAACUGCUGAUGGGUGUAGAAAUGAAUGAUAAAGAGGACGCCUCUGAAAUUGUAGAAGUCCCACCUAUAGAAGCAGAACCUGAUGAGGAGGUAGAGAAAGAUGAUGGUACUCCAGUAAUACUGCAAGAAGACACACUAGUACUUGCAGAUUUAAACAAACUUUCUCAAAAUACAGAAGAGACUGACACUCCAGAAGUCCUAACACUUUGUCGCUCAGAGGAACAACUGGAACCGUGUGAAUCAGAUAAAAGUGAAUAUGAACUACGUAACCUGACAUCAGAAGAGGAAGAACAAGACAUGACAGUUGAGGGGCGAAUACCAAUAGAUGAUUUGGUAGGACAGAAUGAUGUAAAGGAGAGAGAAAUUGUAGAGGAACAUAAGGUGGUCAUAGAUGAGGAUGUGGAAGAAAGUGUAACAUCUGGAGAGCAUCCAAAAGCAACAACAAUGGAAGACCAAACAAAUAUAACUCAAAAGACAGAAGAUGAUCAAGAUACUUCUUUAAAAGAGAAACAAAUGGAUUGUGAUGUAGAGAUGAGCAGUCUUAGUCAGGAGGCACCAGCAGCUGUCCAGGAAAUCUUAGAAGAGGAGGCAUCAGAGAGAAGUCUAAGGCGUAGAACAAUAAAAAUCCAGUCUACACCAAUAAGGAAGUCUAGACGAGUACAAAAACUAGUGGCUAAUGUUUUUGAAGAUAAAUCUUGGACAGUCCCACUAACUGGAAAAGGAGAUGAAGAAGUGCAUCAAGAAGGAGGAGAAAUAGAUAAGGAGGAAACACUUCAAAAAUCAACUGUAGAAACUGCUGAGAAAGUUGUCUCACUUAGAGAAGGAGAACCUGAUGAGGAUGUUAGACAAGAAAGAUUUGAAGUAAUCAAUAACAUGGAGAACAAGGAAACAAAUUUAGGGAAUGAGGCAACUCCUGAGGUGGAAAGAGAAGAAGUCAAUUUAGAGCGACAGGAAAAUGAGCUGUUUGUUGAAAACGAGAAAGAAACAACUGAAAUAGAAAAACCCAUGAGCAUGAAUGAAGUUUCAUUGGCUGACAAGGAGCAAACAUAUGUUUUCGAGGAGACCACCAUCCAAGUAGAGAAAGAAAUCUCACAGAUGGAAAGCUCUGAAAUCAAUGAAAAUAAAAGUGAAAGGACCACAAGGAGAAGUCUAAGGACCAGUGCACAAUCAGGCACAACUGCACAGAUGAUCAGAAAAUCUACACGUCUCCACAAAGCAGAGUUGGAACCGGUGGAAGAAGCAGAGAUGAGUAGAAAUGAAGAAACUUCUUCAAUGACAGCAAUGAGUGUAAAUGUCUGUGUACCGGUCACAGUAGAGACCAAUGUGGAAAAUCUCGAUGAAGACAGAGAUAUGGUUUCCAUUAGUAAAAAGGUGGAAGCUACUUCAGAUGAGCGAGAGAUAGACAUAUCAAAUGAUAAGGGAAAGGUGGAUGAAGCUUUGCCUGAAAGAUCUACAGGUGAUGAAGAAGAUGAGACUGCAAGCUCAGUUAAGACAUCUGAAAAUGAAAUUCUGGUGGAAAUGGAUAAAACACAAAAAGAUGUAGAGGAGGCAGUUCAGGAGAGCCAAGCAGAGCCUUCACAGGAAAACACAAACCAGGAACAAGAAGAAGCAGUGUCAUUGGAUGAAAACGUGGGGGAAACCAGUCUGACAAAUGAAUAUAAGACAACAUCAUCUGCUUUAGAAAGCUCCGAUCAAGAAGCAGCUUUAUUUACAAGAAGUCUCAGAUUCCGAACAGUAACAGUCCAAUCUACACCAAGAAGUAAAUCAAAACGCCCCCAGAGAAAAGAACUGAAGUCAGAAAGAAAAACAGAUGAAUUAAAUGUCCCUAUUGGGAAGGAGAAUGAGGCAUUAAUUGCGGAGGAGAGCAUUGCUAAAUAUGAAAAUUUGGAGACAACAGAGGGAGAGGCCAUAAUUCAGACAAAUACAGAUGGAAAGUCAGAAAAAUCAGGAAGAAACGAUAAUACUGAGGAGGAAGGAAAUGAAAUUCUGUUUGAAAUCAUAGAAAAUAACAGCAGCUGCCAGGUAAACACUGAGCAGAACAAAACUCAGGAAAAUCUUGAGAGAGAAGAUGUGGAGGUGCCUAAUGAACAGGAGGAGGAACAGGUUUCCAAUGUACAAGAGGAAGCAAAACCACUUCAAGAAAGCAAAAAUGAGGGAGCCACAGAAGAAGUACAAGCAAGUUCUGUUGAUUUGGAGGAAACGGCAGUGGAAAGGAGAACCUUGAGAAAAAGAACGACUGUUGAAACAGCUGCUCCAAGAAAAUCCAAACGUCUUCGUAAACAAGAGCAUGAUGACGACAGCGAGAAAGUCAAGGAGACAAUUACGGGACAAAAUGAGUCAGCAGAAGUGACAUGUACAGCAGACCUUGUAGAGCUGAGAUCAGAUGUAACUGGAGCAGAUUUUGAGGGUAGUAUUUUGGGUGAAGAAAUACUACAGAAAAUCCAGACAAAUGCAGAAGGAACUAAAUCAGAUGGAGAUUGUAAAAUACAUAAAGACACAGAGACAGAUGCAGGUGAAUCUCAAGAGGAGCAAAAACAGAGCAGAUUAAAUAAAACCCAGACAGAAGUGGAUAAUGAAGAGGUUGUGACAGAUGAAAUAGUGAUAGAGCAACAUGUAGAUCUUGAGACUAGUACAAAUGAGGGCUUUAUGUUAGCAUUGGAGGUAGAGGAAACUUCUGAUCAUGAAGAAAUCAAAGCAGAUGAGGAGAGCAGGGUGGUGAUGGAGGCUUCAAAAGAGAUAUUCACAUCUGCAGAAAAAUCAGAGAAAGGUGAAGAAGGUCUUCCCACUGAAAUGCAUGUUCUUCAGAGUAGUUCAACUACAGCUUCAGUCAGACGAAAAUCAAUGAGGCUACUAAUGCAUGAAUCCAAAAAGAAAACUAAGGAGGAUGAAUCAGAUUCUGAAUCAGAAGCACAACAAACUGAGAAACAGACACAUCAGAGGAAAAGAAAAGCCAUAACUGAUUCAACACCUGCACAUGGUUCAAAACGCCAUGUUAGGGGAAGAGUUGUUUAGCAGAUUUGUGGCUCUUGUGUUAGUACAAGCAUCCUAUGCAUUGCUUGAGGGACCAACCAAUUAUAUACAUAAUGUGAAAUUUUCUACUACAUUUUCAUAUUCAAAAUAUUGCUAUAUAUAAACUAUAUUUCGUAUUUUUUUUCUGAAGCAUUAGGGGUUUUAUAAAACAGGUGUUUCUUGAAAUUGGGAUUUACUGGUAAAUUAAGCAUGUUUAAUAUAACAUUUAGAUGAUAAAUGUCUAACUAUAAUAUCUUUAAUUUAGACACAUUUACAGUAGUCAACAUUUGAAGUGGAUCAAAACUUUUCAUUAAAGUUGUCCUAAAACUAAAAAAAUACCCGUUCUUGUCUUAGGACAACUUUGAUGAACUUUUUUUGAUCAACUUUAAAUGUUGACUACUGUAUUUGUUUUUCUAUAUUAUGCAUAGCAAAUUCAGGUUUUUAAUGUAAAGUGCUAUUUUUAUAUAUUCCAUAUUCAUUUUGAUUUUAAAUUCAACAAAUUAAACUAAAUGAAACAUGCAACAGUCCACUGCAUUUAUUUUGGUUCUGGGUUGGAUGCUAAAUUGUUCCUCAUUUUCAGAGUACACAGGUGCAAGUGUUUUGUGUGAAAACAUUUUUUCAUUGUGCAUUAUGUGCUUCCAUAUAUAGUGUCCCUUUCAUAUGUGAGUUUGUGACAUGUUUUCUGACUGCUGUGUCCUAAAUUAUACAGAAUCUGCCACAACUGCCCUUGUUUUUAUUGCCAAGAACACUGUAUAAGUCUUUUGUGAAUCUCACAGCAAUAUAUGUGACCCUGGAUGACAAAACCAGUCAUAAGGGUCAAUUUUUGGAAAUUGAGUUUAGGAUUUUGUUAGAAUAGGACAAUAUUUGAAAAUCUGGCAUCUGAGGGAGCAUUCUCUGGCAUUCUCAAAAUAUUGAGCAAAAUCACUUUUAAAGAUUCAUGGAAGUUCUUAGCAAUGCAUAUUAAUCAAAAAUUAGAUUUUUAUAUAUUUACAGCAGGAAAUUUACAAAAUAUCUUCAUGGAACAUAAUCUUUACUUAAUAUCCUAAUGCUUUUUGGCAUAAAAGAAAUCAAUAAUUUUGACCCAUACAAGAUAUUUUUGGCUAUUACUACAAAUAUGCCUGGACUACUUAAGACUGGUUUUGUGGUCCAGGGUCACAUAUUUUGUAACUGCAUCCUUCAUUUAGCAUUAUUAUCAUAUCUUUUAAGUAGCAAAUGUUUGUGAAUGUGUAAUGCUAUGAGUUUGUUGUUUAUUUUUACACUCAAUUCUUUUAGCAGAGCAGUUUAUGUAGCUUCAUAUUUCAUCAGUGUUGAAAUGCACAAAUAAUUAGUUUUUUUUAGACCUCUGUGACCUGUGAAAAUAUUUCCCUGAACUGUGAUAUGUCAGUCUUUUUUUCUCACUUUCUCUGAAAUGUUUAAAUAAAGCCAUGAAUUAUCAAGGUUA